Molecule: messenger RNA, 1955 nt
Organism: Cryphonectria parasitica EP155
Lineage: Eukaryota; Fungi; Ascomycota; Sordariomycetes; Diaporthales; Cryphonectriaceae
Product: phosphoglycerate dehydrogenase
Exons: 2
Coding region: 1-1740 (579 amino acids)
Biological process (GO): L-serine biosynthetic process
Molecular function (GO): phosphoglycerate dehydrogenase activity; NAD binding
Source: RefSeq, a predicted model, not a curated record
AUGGCCCCAACUGCCCUUACAGACUCAUCCAAUGCUUCCCAGGUUGAUGAGACCAUCCCUCGAGUUCUUGUCCCCGAAAAGCUUUCUCCUGACGGCCUGAACCUGCUCACAGAAGCGGGCUUUGAGGUCGACAACCGCCCAGGACUUGCAGCCCAGGAGCUGCUCUCCCUUAUCCCUUCCUACCAUGCCCUCAUCGUUCGGUCCGAGACCAAGGUGAACUCUGAGGUCCUAUCUGCGGGCUCGAGGCUGAAAGUCGUCGCCCGUGCGGGUGUGGGCGUCGAUAAUAUUGACAUACAGGCGGCCACGUCCUACGGGAUCAUUGUAGUGAACUCGCCGGCUGGUAAUAUUGCCGCCGCUGCUGAGCACACCAUCGCCCUUCUACUGGCUACCGCGCGCAAUGUGGGAAGGGCGGACGCCAGUGUCAAGGCCAAGAAGUGGGAGAGAAGCAAACUGGUGGGCAUCGAAGUGGGCAGCAAAACGCUAGGGCUAGUAGGCCUCGGCAAGGUCGGGAUGAAGGUUGCCAGGAUGGCGAUCGGGCUCGGGAUGAAGGUCGUGGCAGUCGAUCCCUACAUGAGCGCCGAUGUUGCGAAGCAGAACGGUGUCAAGAUGGUUGAGGGCCUGCAGGAUCUACUGCCUCAUGUGGACUUCUUGACCAUCCACACGCCACUUCUGGCCAGCACGCUGAACCUGCUGGGCGAGAAGGAGUUUCAAACCAUGAAAAGGACCGCCAGGGUUCUCAAUGUUGCUCGGGGCGGCAUCUACAACGAGGAGGCACUGAUCAAGGCCCUGGACGAGGGCUGGAUUGCCGGCGCAGGCAUCGACGUCUUUACAAGCGAGCCACCCGAGCCCGGUUCGAGCGCGGAGAAGCUCACGCUACAUUCCAAGGUCGUCUCCACACCUCAUCUCGGAGCGUCGACGGUGGAAGCUCAAGAGAACGUCUCAUUGGACGUGUGUAAUCAGGUUGCAGAGAUCCUGCGCGGCGGUCUACCCAGCGCGGCCGUCAAUGCGCCGCUCAUCCUGCCCGAGGAGUAUAGAAAGCUCCAGCCCUUUGUGCGGCUAGUCGAGCGGCUGGGUGAUCUCUACACGCAGCAUUUCGUGGGCGGAAGAGGAGGCAUGGUCGGCGGCCGCAAGUUCGAGCUCAUCUACCACGGCGAGCUGGCGGGUGUGUCCAACACUCGGCCUCUGCUCGCAGCGCUUAUCAAGGGCUUGACAAGCAGCAUCAGUGACAGUGGUGGCAGGGACGUGAACAUCGUGAACGCUCAGCUCAUCGCCAAGGAGAAGGGCAUCGCCAUCAACGAGACGCAUGCCCGAGAGGAGUCUAAAGAUGUGGGCUACGCCAGCCUGGUGACCCUGCGCUCUUACGAUAGUAAUCAAGGGGCCGAGCAGAUCAUUGAGGGCUACGUGAGCGGACAGGCUUUCUAUAUCAGCAAGCUGGGCCGGUUCAGCGCCAACUUUGUCCCGGAGGGGACCAUGAUCCUGCUGCACAACUACGAUGAGCCGGGCAAGAUCGGGAAUGUUGGCAUCAUCCUCGGGACUCACAAGGUCAACAUCACCUUUAUGCAGGUGGCCAGUCUGGACCGGGCAGUGCUGGCUGCUGGCGACGGCAAUGGUGCCAAGAAGAGGAAGGGGGAGAAUGAGGCCCUGAUGAUUCUCGGGGUGGAUGGUGAUGUGACAAGCGAGGUGCUCGAGGCCUUGAGGCAGUCUGAUGGCAUCCUAGAUGUCAACCUGGUGAAGCUGUGAUCCUACCAUCUGUAGUUCGAAAGCCUUCGCUUACAGCAGGGUCUGAAAUAGAAAUUCCCGCGUAGACGGAGGAGAAGGAGGGCACAGUGAUGGGUCGGAUGUCCUGGGGGCGUGCACUUACAGUGGUCGUGGCUUGACAUAGGGUGUCAUGGGGCCACUCGGGUAAUAGAACCAAGCCACAGGUCUCAGGCGCUACGCUCCACCAGUACCAUACU